UAACAAGUAUUUCUCAAAAUAAUCAGUUUCCUCAGCAUCCUCUAGAACGUAAAGUUUCAUCUCACAUCACUUAUCGCCCAUCCGGUCCAGAACUUGUUACAGAAGCCAUUUUCCGGCGAACUUCGGAAAUGUCGGCGGAAACUCUGCUAUGCACAAAGACUUUCAUAUACGGACAUCAAUCUGUUAUCCAUGGCAGACAGGAGUAUAAUUCGUCAUUUGGCCAGAAUGCGAAAUGGUCCGGGACAAGUGCACGGUUGGGGUUGAGGCCUAAAGUGAAGAGGAGUAUGCAAUUAGGAAGACAUUGUCUUUGCGGUAUAGGUCGCCGGAGACUGGUUUUUACCACUAGAGCUGACGGCGGCGGCAGCGGAGGAGUGGAUUCAAUUAUUGAAAGGGAUGAUAAAUUGAGGAAAUUAACACAGUCUAUACUGUGGACAGCAGAGGGCGUUUAUGUGUUGUGGCUCUUUUUACUUCCCUAUGCACCUGGAGAUCCUGUGUGGGCAAUUAGUUCAGAAACAGUCAAUGAUCUGGUUGGUCUCUCCCUCAAUUUCUUCUUCAUCCUUCCUCUUCUGAAUGCUGGGGGAAUCCACUUGAUAGAGGCACCAGUGCUUCAUCCAAUGUCUGAAGGACUGUUUAAUUUUGUAAUUGGCUGGACGGUCAUGUAUUCUCCUUUACUGUUCACUGAUCGUAUGAGAGGCAGAUUCAAGGGAUCACUAGAUCUUCUAUGGGGCUUUCAAAUGUUCCUCACAAACACAUUUUUAAUUCCAUACAUGGCUAUUCGGCUAAAUAAGGUGGACUCGGAGUACCCUCCAAGAGCAACCUCGAAAUUGGGUUCAGCCAUAACUCGUGGUGCAUCUAUUGUUGGACUGGUUGGUGGAGCUGUCUGUUUGCUAUCGAUAUUUUGGGCCUUUUAUGGGAGAGAAAAUGGUGAUUUUGGAAGUAUAUCUGAUAGGUGGGAGUUCUUGCUCAGCUAUCUAUCCUCUGAGAGACUUGCUUAUGCCUUCAUCUGGGAUAUUUGUCUCUACAGUAUUUUCCAACCUUGGUUGAUAGGAGAUAACUUGCAAAACAUCCAGAAAGAUAAGGUUGGAAUAGUGAGAUAUCUCAGAUAUGUUCCAGUUGUAGGCUUAGUUGUUUACUGCCUUUGUUUGGAUCUUGAAGAUGAAUACUAGCUAGUAUGUUUUGAUGACUCAAUUCAUGUAUUUAAUACCUAUAAUUUUCAUGUUCAGAUGAAUCCUCUCUUUGUUCUCACACCAAA
Solanum dulcamara is the source of this 1252-nucleotide messenger RNA. RefSeq lists its product as uncharacterized. The record is from RefSeq and is a predicted model, not a curated record. The coding region runs from base 129 to 1166 and encodes 345 amino acids. Lineage: Eukaryota; Viridiplantae; Streptophyta; Magnoliopsida; Solanales; Solanaceae. The transcript has 5 exons.